Messenger RNA from Linum tenue, 1428 nucleotides. NCBI's taxonomy places the organism in Eukaryota, Viridiplantae, Streptophyta, Magnoliopsida, Malpighiales, Linaceae. The record is from the annotation of a GenBank genome assembly.
AUGGAGAUCAAGGACCUGGAUCACGACUGCUUUCUAGUCAAAUUGGACAACGAACAAGACUAUUUCCGGGCUCUGACGGACGGGCCAUGGGUAAUCUUUGAUCACUACCUGGUUGUCCAGCAGUGGACUCCAAAAUUCAAGGCCUCUGAUCCCCUCCCGAAGACCAUGAUCGUCUGGGUACAGCUCCCGGCUUUGAAAAUUCACUUUUACCACAAAGAGGUGGUGACAACGAUUGGUAACCUGAUCGGGAGGACAAUCAAGCUCGAUUAUCAUACCCUCACUCAACAACGUGCGAAAUUCGCGAGGCUAGCGGUGGAGGUUGAUCUUUCGAAACAUUUGGUUCCGCGAAUUUGGCUGGAUGACGCUUGGCAAAGAGUGGAAUAUGAAAACCUUCCAGAGGUGUGCUUCGAGUGUGGAAAAAUUGGGCAUUGCUUUGCCUCCUGUCCUCUUCUCAAUCCUGCAGGUUUGCCGGUUUCAGCAGUGGCCGCCGGCGGGGAGGCGUCGACCGGAUCGCCGUCCGGCGAAGAAGACCCCAACCCGGGUUUCGGGCCAUGGAUGUUGGUCUCCAGGAAAUCACGGCGGCACUCACGGGAGGGACAAGGUCGAGGGAUUCUGGAUCGCGAUGCCGGCGCACAAAUCACGGGGUCGGGAGCUAAACAGGGUAAGCGCGGUACAGGAGGGAAGGACGGGAAUCAUGACUUACCUUCCCAAUCCCUCAACAACGGUCUCUGGACUCAUCGAUUUCAAGCUCAAGAAAGGAAUGUCUCUCCAGGGAAGAAGAACAAUGAUGGGGUCAAGAAAGGUAACGAGAAGAAGGAGAAGGAUGUUGGGGGUAAAGGGAAAGGGCUGUUGGGCCCAGGGCCGGAUAUGCCCGAGCCCAAACCUAGCAGGCCGAAGCCCAGGGCUGCGGGGGACGAGGCCUCGACUUCAGCCCAGCAAAGCCGAACCCCUUCUCAUUCAGCAACAACUCCGGCCCGAACUCCAAAGGAACUUAAAGGCCUGGUUAUCCAAGAGCCCACGGGGCAAUCUCUUCCGCCUCUUACGACCAAAACGGUGACGGGUCAAAACGGAACCGUCUUGCAGAUUGUCGAAGUUCCCAAAACUUCGAAGGAAAAUGUCGACCCAAAUCUCGCCUCUGUCCCGUCUCUCGCAGUUCGAACCAAAAGCAGUAAAUCGAAGAGCUCCCAGCACAAGAAAUCCUCCACGAAGCUCAAUUCCGCGAAGCCUCUCCAGAUUUGGUCGCCGAUUAAAGACCGGAAACCCAAGUCCAAAGCUCGGGCGGCGAUGCUUACUCUGCAAGAGAUCAAUGCCUGGACAGAGGCAGCGAGAAAUUCUGCAGGGGAGGUAGGGGGAAAGGCUUCUUCUCCUCGAACUGAUUGUGACCCACUGACGGAAUCCCAGGCCGCGGCGACAUCGCCGCAGUCGUAA